Messenger RNA from Marasmius oreades (fairy-ring Marasmius), 306 nucleotides. RefSeq lists its product as uncharacterized. The transcript has a single exon. The coding region runs from base 1 to 306 and encodes 101 amino acids. Lineage: Eukaryota; Fungi; Basidiomycota; Agaricomycetes; Agaricales; Marasmiaceae. The record is from RefSeq and is a predicted model, not a curated record.
AUGUCACUACCUACUACUGAAAUACAAGAUGAUUUUGAAGAACCCUUUGACUGGACCAACAUAUACCACCACGACCCGCCAAAUGAAGACGAAAUUGAACACAACAUUGAUUGGGAUGAUGGACUUGCAUGGGCAAAACUUUUGGCUCAGUUGAGAGGGAUGACAGGGCUGGUGAUGUCGACCUUAGUGAUACCGACGAUGAAGAUGCAGAGGGCUCGGAAAUGGAAGUUGCUGAGAGCGGCAGUGAGAGUGAUGAAGAAUACGACACAGUCGAGUUUGAGAAUUAAAGCCCUCGGCAACGUCUAG